AUGUCCCGCCAGGCCGGCGAACGCGCUUUCAACACAUCGCAACGACCAAAUCCUGGGCAGGCUGGCCAGCCGUCUAAUGCCCCCCUCCCUGCACCAGGCGCGACAUCUACCAGCCAGCCUGGAACCUAUGGUGCUUACCAGCCUGGCCUCGCUGGGCCGCCGGCCACCGUCGGGGAAAGGUCCUUCGACGUUCAGCAGAGAUCGCCACAAACAGCACAAACGACCCCUGCGAGAGGUCUGGGUAUGCACAGCAUACUGAAUCCGUCGUCCGAAAACACGCCCACAAGCGCUACAGAUUCGAUAUCCCGGCUUCCUCCACCAAUUCGUUCGCCCCGGAGUCGAAAAAGACAAGAGCCUUCCUCACCAACACGAGAACAAGUCCACCUAGCAACUCUUCCAGCUAUUAGGCCAGUUCUAACGGCCAAAUCGCCUGGAUUACGCGCGGCCAGUCUCGGGACCCAGAGCUUACCAUCGAUCCAGACAACGAGCGGAUAUCCAGGCCCAGCCCACACCGCGCCCGAUAGUCGAGUUUAUACAGCGGAACCAGGAGUUGCCGACAUCCCAGCUUUACCGUCUCUCGCGGUGACCCAGAGGUCGUACGCUCCGAUUCAACCGCAAGAUGUCUCACAGCAAUCUAGUGUUGGACAGACUUCAAUACCCACGCCUACUUCGCAUGCAGUCCCACCAGUGAUCCAUCCGCCAAGUCAGGAUCCUGCUUUCCCUCGUCCUUCUCCGAGCCUGUCGCACCAGACUUCACCUUUCCAUCAUUAUAGCAGUGCACCCGUCAGUCAGAAUGUGCCUGCCACGUACAGGUCACAAACAACUCCUGGGGGCUACGCACAAGACGUUGUAAGGAGGGGUCAGCCGGAAAACUACCACUCUGGUCAAGGAAACUACCAGAUGACCUUGGAGACCGACGAAGGCCCGAUGGUUGUACCCGUCGAGCUCGAUUUGCUCCAUGCAUCAAAGGUUGCAGACGAGAAACGAAAGCGAAAUGCUGGAGCCUCGGCAAGAUUCCGAGCACGGCGAAAGGAGAAGGAGAAGGAAGCAUCACACACCAUCUCCUCUUUGCAGCAAGAUCUGCGCGAGCUACGUGCAGAACGGGACUUCUAUCGAGAGGAGAGGAAUUUCAUGCGAGACUUUGCUGCACGGCACGUGGGAAUCGCACAGCUUCCCGUCAGGCCAUCGUCUCCCAUUAGUCGCGUGAACCCAAUGUCAGCGAUGAGUGGAACUGAUACAUCCCGACAUAGCGAUGACGGCGGUCGUCCACGUUCAGAUUCUGCACCGGCAGCUCAGAGAAGGCGCACCGGAGAUUUCCAGCCUACUUUUAGCCCACCGCAGUCGGAACAGCCCAUGGUUUACGGCACUCUUUUUGCGCCACAGCAGGGUAUGCCUCUACCACCGCCGCAUCAACCUCCCCCACCACAUGCAUCGCCAAGAUCCGUUCACCCUGGACCUCCACUGCCGCCACCGCUUGGUCCACGAUCGCAAUCGUCCUACGAUCCUUUCCGUCGGGACCCAUUCGAUAGGGCAUGGGAACCUAGCCGGUAA
Molecule: messenger RNA, 1551 nt
Organism: Cyphellophora europaea CBS 101466
Lineage: Eukaryota; Fungi; Ascomycota; Eurotiomycetes; Chaetothyriales; Cyphellophoraceae
Exons: 1
Coding region: 1-1551 (516 amino acids)
Biological process (GO): regulation of DNA-templated transcription
Molecular function (GO): DNA-binding transcription factor activity
Source: RefSeq, a predicted model, not a curated record